AUGAAGCUCCUUUUGGUGACGUGUCUGCUAGUUAUGUGCUCCUUUUACGUCGAAGCGGCUGCUGAAGUCGAGCAAACCGAAGAGGAACCAGAGAUUACAAAGUUAGAACUACUCGAUCUCGGUGCAGGCGAUAGCGACGACGAUGCAGACGAUUCGGAUGUUCAAAGGAAAAGGGAUUCAGGGUAUUCGUACAAAAGGCCCAGUAGUUUCUCGACUACCUCCAGAGCUCGUUUCCAAUUCGGACAAUCCGGUCAUGGAGGACGCAUCGUGAACAGACAUCCUGCCCAAAUAAAUAGACCCAUCACAAAAUACGGGCCACCGGGUUAUCAAAACCCACCCCAAUCGAGACCAGCUCAUCACAGUCAACAGCAUCGAGACAAACAGCCGUUCCGCGGUCACGCUGGUCAACAGCAUUCGAGCAACCACGAUAGUCGGCCAAAUGGUUAUUUGGAGCAGGAAGUUCCCAGUCCCAUCAGACAGGUGGACUUCGUCGAACCUAAUCCGAUAUCCAGCCAGAACAACGAACCCUUCGCGUCUCACGCUGCGAAUUACCUACCGCCGCAGAACCAGAAGCUCCCAGGCUACACGGCACCCCCAACAUUUUCGUUAACCCACGCGGCACAAAUUUUCCAGAACCACAACAACGACCAAGCGAAUUUUCAAAGUCAACAGCUCCUGCAGCCCCAGGAACAAAUAUCCGACGCUGCUCUGUUUCUAUCGCAGAACUCUCAAGCCAUCCAGCAACUCUAUGGCGCCCCUGCCACAGAGCAAGACUUCGCACCCAACGAUUCGCAGUUCACAGGCCACAAUAACCAAGUUCAACACGCGAAUGGGCAGCUGCAGAAUUUCGAGACGAGUUCCUUGAGCCCUCAAACAUUCGCAGGCCCCCUUCCGUCGUACGCGUCCGGAACGUUGAGCGCCCAAGAGACCCUGGAGCAAAUCCAGUCCCUCGAAAAGGACAGAUUGAUCGUCCAGCUGCAACGCGCCCUCGCGACGCAAACUCAAGAGCAAGCUGCAGACGCUGCAGGAAGGUAUGCUCAAAAUCAGCCGAGCUUCGUACAGAAUCAAGAUCUUCUGGCUUCCCUUGGACAGCGUACGAAGAUUCACGGUUUAAACGCGCAACCGAGUACCGUAAACGUCGGCUCCGGAAAUACAGCUUUCAAUCAAUCCCCUUUUUUGCCAGGGACAACAAUCAGCCCGGGGUUACCUCUUAACUACGGGCUGCUAACGACCACUACCCUGCCACCAACGACCACCGCAACGACAACCACCACCACCGUGCAACCACCUCAGGCCGCGAAGGGCGAUGGAUCCUCGCAGGUUGGCUCCACGCUGCAGCCUGCGCCUUCCUUGCCGACGCCCGCCGCGGGACUACCCGUUUACGGCGGUUUCGUGCCAACCCUAAUCGCUGGUUCAGGUUUCCUAUCGAACGUUCCUUCCUACGGUCCGAGUUUCUUCGCGCCAGGAACCUUCACGCCCGUCCAAACGUCAGGCUCCUCGCCCACGCACUUCGGAUUACCCAUUCCCACGGAUCUCGGCCAGAAACCAACCACGCCAUCGUCCACACCCUCGAAUCCAACUACUCCGUCCACUAGCAGACCAAGCAGCCCUUCGUCACCGCCAAUUCACGCCGUUCCUGUUCCCGUGCACCCCGUGGUGGCACCUCUUCGUCCAGUAACGCCUCUGCAGCCUGUGAUUCCAGCGACGCCUGCUCACGUCCAUCCCCCUCAGUCGUCCUCGGUUUAUCCAACUUACGGGAUACAGUCCCCAGUGAUCAAUCCGUUCCUCUACAAGCCCAUCAAACCCGUCUACCCGUUAUACUAUUAUCCAAACGUAGCCUAUCAGCUGCAGAAACCUGCGUCGCCGACUUAUCCGUGGAGCUACGCGCCAACCUACGCCACGCAAGCGAAACCGGCACAAAUAUGGAAAUGA
Hylaeus volcanicus is the source of this 1932-nucleotide messenger RNA. Its product is annotated as ataxin-2 homolog. The transcript is spliced from 2 exons. The record is from RefSeq and is a predicted model, not a curated record. Lineage: Eukaryota; Metazoa; Arthropoda; Insecta; Hymenoptera; Colletidae. Bases 1 to 1932 code for a protein of 643 amino acids.